CACUUCCGGUACUCAAAGAUGUUUUGAAAGUGCAGGCAAUGGAAAAUAGUGGUUUAACUGAAGGAGAUUCUGUGCAACAAGAAGGCCAGAAUACAACUGGACUGGAAGUUAUAAACAUACCACUGCUUCAAUUGGAUGGAACAAAUAAUAUAGCCCUAACAAGGCUGCUUGCCCAGCAUGGUAUUACCCUACAGACUGGUCUUAGUGAUGUACAAAAUGGACAGAUUCUGUCUGUUAAUGGUGUAGAAUCUUUACCACAAAACAACAUUGAAGCAUCAAGUCUAAUUGAAAGUACCAAUCAGAUUGUAUUUACUUCAUCAGGAAAUGUGGAAAAUCAAAUUUCAACCAAUGAUGGUCUCCCUAUUGUUGGUAAUCAAAUGUUGUGUGUUCCCAACAUGACCCAGACAUUGACCUUUGUCACUGACUACAUGCCUGAUGUGGUUGCAAAUGGCAAUGUGACAUCCGAUAAUUUUCAUAGUAACAUAAGUCUACAAUACAGAAUACAGCCUUAUGAACCUUAUGAGGAAAAGAAGAUAUUUUCACAUGUAGUUGCAUUUCUGUCAGAGGACAUAUGUGCUGAGAUGUUUACCAACCAUUCUGGUUACUUAAACCAGUUAGAAAAAGGUGAUGUGUUCCAAAUUACAAAACAAGAGGAAAGUUAUACUAUUGCUGGAGAGUUAUGGUCCUUGUUGAUGCUUCAGAAAAGACUACAAAAAUUAUUAAGAACUGGUAAAAAACAGUCAGCAGAAUAUGUGAAACAAGAAUUCUGUAACAAAUGUGUUCAGACUGAGAAACCUAAGACAACUGAUACAGCUGUUCAGACUAACUAUCCAAUCAAAAAACAAGGAUUAGUCAACUGUGGUACAAUGUGUGAAAUUCUGUUACCCUCUGUCACAGCCUUUGGAAGAGAAAUAAAACAAUCUGGGAGGUAUAACACUAAUACUUCCACAUUCCUAUCUCAUUCUGUUGAUGAAGACAUGGAUGAGGAAUAUACACCUAGAACAAACAGAAGAAAAAGGAAGGUACCUAAAAGAACUGUAAUAGCCUAUGAUCAUAGUGAUAUGAAGAUAAAAAAUGACAAGGUCAAACAAAGUCAAAGGAUUAUUGUUGUACAAGAUGAUACUGUCACUGUCAAAGACUGUAACACAAAACCAAAUAGGUCCACCAAACAACCUGUUUUGACAGAAGUGAAGACACAGAUGAAAAGCAUUACAAACAAUCAAGAAAUAAUGACAAAGUCUGAUUCUAGUAUUCAUACCAGAAAUGCGAAGAAAAAUUUUGACAACAAGACUGAGCAAAAAAUAUUAAUACCAGGGACAAAUGAAAAUAAUACUAUGGAAUGUUUUAGUACACAGCCAGUUACAGCUACUAACUUACUGGAUAAUUAUCAGCCUAUAGGAACUGGCAUCAAAUUAGAAGAAAACAAUGACCUUGCUCAAAACUAUGAGUCACAUGAACAUUUAUCUGCCAAUACAAAUACAUGCAAUGAUGCUGCAUUUAUCCAAUCAGAACCUACAAAAUCUAUAGGAGAAGUCUUCAUGGCUUUAACAUCAGCUAGUGAUUAUACACCUAUUACAUCAGAAGACAGUUCAGAGAAUGAUAUAACAAAUGGAACCAUUCUACCUGAUGAGCCAAAUUCUAUACAGAAUAAUUUAGAUAGUACAGAACUAAACACCUUACCUCAAGAAGAUCAAAUUCAAGCUGCACUUAGAGCUAGUCAGAUAUGUUUUGAAGAAGUCCCUGAAUUGCAACCAUCCAAGUCAAAAACAAAUACGAAAAAGAAAUCCAAGAAAGAUUAUGAAGCUGCAACUCCUUUCAAGUUCUUUUGUGAUAAGUGUUCAUUUAAAUCAAAACGUCACAGUCAUUUAAUUAAACAUUUAAAAUUCCAUGAAACUGUUAGAAAAAUGUUUUAUUGUAAACAAUGUAAUUACAAGACAAUCCGAAAUGGGGCACUACGACGUCAUGAAAUGACACACAGUUCAAAUGUCAUGCAUUGUAAUCAGUGUAAGUACACUACGGAUGAUUUUAUUAGUCUUGAUCGUCAUAUGAAAAUCAAACAUGAUUUGGCCAUAUCAAAAAAGAAAAAGAAAACUAUUUAUAAAUGUCCCAAAUGUGAUUACUCUUCAAUGAUGCCUUCACGUUACGCUGCUCAUCUUAGACUUCACAAAGAUCUGAGUGGUUCAGGUAGCAGUGACAUCAUGCUAGCCUUACAACAAUUUGAAGAGAAGACUGAAGAACAGCAGACUUUCCAGUGUAACCUCUGCUCCUAUAAAUCAAUCAGGAAAGAACAUCUGGUUAGACAUGUGAACAAUGUACAUACUGAUCAUCGACCUUUCUUAUGUGAUAUUUGUGGUCAGUCAUUUAAAAGGAAGGAUGCUCUCUCACAACAUAAAAUAACCCAUGUUGAUAAACUAAACAGGAACUAUGCUUUCCACUGUACAGUAUGUAAAAAGCCUUUCAGAUCAAAGACCCACUUGAAUGAACACAUGGCUAUGCAUUCUAACAUCCGUCAGUAUCUAUGUGAUAUAUGUGGAACUUCAUUUAAGACAAAAUCUUGUCAACAGAAACAUAUAAAAUCUAUUCAUCAUAAUCCAAGAUCUUUUGAAUGUAGUUCAUGUCUGAAACGGUUCAACACAAAGUUUGCACUGUUAAGACACCUUAGAAUACAUGAGAAGCCAACAAACAUCAUAACAACCCAGAGUGUUUCCCAUGUUGAGACGGUUGUACCUCAGAUCUUUCAGACACUUGAUUCCCAACCUGCCACUUUAGUACAAGAUAUCAUCACAACAGAGGGGGAAGUUUUUGAAACAACAGAAGACAAUUUACAACAAGUCUUACUUAAAACUAAUGACUCAAAUGAAAGUGCAACAGCUAUAAUGUACCUUCCAACUAGUCUGCAACCAGGUUGUUUCUGAUUCUUUUUCAUUUUUCAGAUCCAAAAGGAUUUAAAUGGGAAAAACACUACAUACAUAUAAGAUAUCUGUUCAAUAAGAUUUAAAGAAAAUGUUUUCUGUUGAUCUAGACUGAUUUGCAUAUUCAUCUGGUUACACAAAUCUUUCCUGCAGGAUACUAUAACACAGGGUAAUUGCUGGUCAUGCAGACUUGCUACCAGAUAUAACCAUUGUAAAUUGAUUUCUGUACUGAUUUAGUUAAUUGAUGUAUGACUGAGAUGAGUAGAAAAAAGUUAUUUAUUUAGUACUGGUAAGUUUUAAUCUAUAAUAGUCUAACUGGGCACUGGGCAGCAACUUGUAUGUUCAUUUUUUACUGUGCUUCCUAUAAUAUCAGAAUAGAAUUGGCAGACACAGGUUAAUUCGAUUGUUACAAUCAUGGCAGGAAGUUUUCUGGUAAUGGUUUAUGAUAGUUAUACAACUUUUGAUCAGUUCUGAAUGUAAUAUUAUUAUAUCUUAGAAAAUUGUACCCCCACUCAAGAUAGUACAGCGAUUCAUAUUGCCAUACGAAAGCAGUGAUAAGGUAUCAGUUUGUCGACAGAAAAAUAGGAACAAUUGAUAUUCCAUUCCAAAUCCAUAAAACAUCUUCUGAAAGUGUUACUGCAUCUGGCUAAUUUGAGAUAAUGACACUGUUCCUGUUUUAUCAAAACAAAUGCUCAUUUUUGAAUAAGAGAAAAGAUUAAAUAAUAAUUUUACUUCUAUGUUAAUUAGAUAUAGUUGUCUCAUAUGUUCGUGGCAGACACGACUCAGAUAUGAAAAGACUAAAAUGCAUAGAACUAAUCUUCCAUUUAACUGUUUAUCAGAUCAACAAUUACACAGGUUUUUCUUGUAUUUGUGUCAAAUUUUACUCUCUAUGUCUCAAAAAGCUUUAUACUGUCUUGAACAGCUGAUAUUUAUGCAUAUCAUUUUCAAAUACUUAAUAGGAUUGUUGUGACUUUUAUUAUCAGAACAUUAACUUUGGUUAUUAAACUAGGUGUAGAUCUGAUAAGCAUGAUGAAAAUGAUCAACAUUGGUUAAAUAUUCUGACAUUGCAGAUGUACAGGUCAGACAUGUUUGACACCUAAAAGUUAUAUAAGGAAGUUCACUACUCUGUUUCAAUAUAAUAAGCUAUAUAAAAGACUGUUAUAAACUGAUAGUAUAUAAAUAAAGGAACUAAAAAAACAAAAAAAUCAUUAUAGGUCCGUGUCUGUUUUUUUGAGGUAUAAGCCAUUGAAAAUUUGGCGGGAUAUGAUUUUCUCUAGAUUUUUCAUACGUUUAACAUUGGCACCUUUUUCUUUCAAAAACUAUGAAAAAAUAACAAGGAUUUGAUAAGAUUUUCAAAAAUGGCUUGUUAAACUCUUUGUGAUUAAAUUAUGAAAAGAAAAAUAGGGGUUAGCAAAAUUUUUAAUGGCACUACAUGGAUAGAACCAGAGGAUUCCGAAUAUCUGACAAAAAGUCAAGAACUAGAGCAGCCAACAUCCUUAAUAAAUAUAGCAAUAAUCUAGGCAGGACAAUUUAGACUUGGUGCAUACAAGGAAAUAUUAGCAGCAGUGACUAUAUUUUAAUAAAGAUGUCUUUUCCAAAGGUGUAUGUUAAAUCGUAUUUGCCAGUUUCAUCCUGUAAUGGCAGGGCUUCAUUAACAUAUUUAUUAUGUAAUUUAAAAAAAUCAGCUUUCAAAUUGUUGUAAUAAUAGUGGCAAAAUAAUGGCACUUAUUAACUAAAUUUACUGCAUUUACAAACAUUACUGCAAAAUACUGCCUCUAGAUCAUUUGGAUUAGAUACAGAAUAUUGUAUACUGUAAAUUCAGAAAUUAUUGUGUGCAUUUAUUAUUGCGAUUUAUUAAGAAUGGACAAAAAUACAAGAUUGAUUAUUGCGAUUUCAGGAAAAACUGCUUACAGAUAUAUUAAUCAGAUAUCAGAAUGCGAGUUCUUAUUAUUGCGAUACUCACCCAGUCGCAUUAUUCACAUUAAUAAAAACCUCACAAUAAUUUUUGAAUUUACAUUAGUAUAUUAGUAUUAUUUAUUUUAAUGAGUUGUUUUACAGCAGAUCUGUUGAUUUAACCUACAUGUUAUAGUUUCUACCUCUGUCUCUUUGUUUUGUUGCUUGAAAUUGAAUAAAGAUGGUAUCUCAA
Mytilus californianus (California mussel) is the source of this 5058-nucleotide messenger RNA. RefSeq lists its product as uncharacterized. Gene Ontology annotation, biological process: regulation of transcription by RNA polymerase II. The coding region runs from base 39 to 2915 and encodes 958 amino acids. The transcript is spliced from 7 exons. NCBI's taxonomy places the organism in Eukaryota, Metazoa, Mollusca, Bivalvia, Mytilida, Mytilidae. Gene Ontology annotation, molecular function: DNA-binding transcription factor activity; RNA polymerase II cis-regulatory region sequence-specific DNA binding. The record is from RefSeq and is a predicted model, not a curated record.